AUGAAGAUCGGUUUUAUUGGUGCAGGGAAAAUGGCUCAAGCUUUGGCGAGAGGAUUGAUCAAUUCGGGUCGAAUCGCUCCCGAGAACAUCAUUGCCAGCUCUCCAAAGAAAGAUGUCCCCUUUUUGGAUCAGUGCAAAUCAAUGGGCUUACACACAACACACGAAAAUACAGAAGUUGUUCACAAAAGUGAUGUCGUUUUUUUGGCGGUCAAACCGAUUCACGUGCCAAAGGUGACGUCAGAGAUAGCUCCAUCGGUCAGCCGAAAUCAUCUCCUCGUCUCAAUCGCUAUGGGGAUCACCAUUCGAAAUAUGGAAGCGCUUCUUCCCUCAAAAUCUCGCGUUGUCCGCGUUAUGCCCAAUACUCCAUCGGUUGUUCGGGCUGGGGCAUCGGGUUUCGCGAUGGGAUCCGCUUGUAGAGACGGAGAUUCAGAUGUUGUCCGAGAGCUCCUUUCCACAGUCGGGUUUGCCGUUGAGGUGCCGGAAGCGUGGAUUGAUCCAGUCACCGGUCUUUCUGGAUCUGGACCAUCUUAUAUGUUCUCCGCUAUCGAGGGUUUAGCCGAUGGUGGAGUGAAAGUGGGUCUUCCUCGAGAUCUCGCGAUAAAACUUGCCGCUCACACUUUGCUUGGAGCAGCGAAGAUGGUUCUCGAGACUGGCAUUCAUCCAGCUCAAUUGAAGGACGACGUGCAAUCGCCGGGCGGUUCAUCGAUUUACGGAAUGCACAAGUUGGAGAGCGGUAAUUUGAAGGGGAUUCUGAUCGACGCGGUCGAGGCGGCGACAAAUCGUUCACGAGCCACUGGAGACAAAGCACUUCCAAGAGACGUCAGAAAUACCGAAUUAGACUACGCCACAUCGUAUCAUACUCAUCAACAAAAUGGAAACAAUAAUGGAAAUCACGAUGAUCAUCAUGAUGAGGAAAGGGAAUUGAGAAGAGCUUCAUAU
This is a messenger RNA of Mesorhabditis belari, 939 nucleotides long. Lineage: Eukaryota; Metazoa; Nematoda; Chromadorea; Rhabditida; Rhabditidae. The record is from the annotation of a GenBank genome assembly.